AUGACGGAUGUGUCGAAUGUAAUCGUUGGUGAUCCUGCAAAGUUUCACAAACCUGGGGAGAAUUAUAAAACAGAAGGAUAUAUUGUUACAGGUCGAACUGAGACUUUACUUAAAGAACACUUGGUGGCCACGAAGGGUCAAGUUAUAACACGAUUUCCUCCAGAGCCAAAUGGCAUUCUACAUAUCGGUCACGCCAAAGCUAUUAACUUUAAUUUCGGCUAUGCCAGAAAAACUGGGGGCGUCUGUUACCUACGAUAUGAUGACACAAAUCCGGAGAACGAGGAAGCUCGCUUUUUUGAUGCCAUUCUUGAUAUGGUUCGUUGGUUGGGCUUUGAACCCUACAAAGUUACUUACGCAUCGGAUAAUUUCCAGCAACUUUACGAGUGGGCCCUGAAAUUGAUUGACCUUGAUCUUUGCUACGUUUGUCAUCAGCGUCCCGAGGAAUUAAAGGGUUUCAAUCCCCCUCCAUCACCAUGGCGAAAUAGACCGAUUGAGGAGUCCAGGAGGUUGUUCAUUGACAUGAAGAACGGAAAGCUCGAAGAGGGUGCGGCAACUCUCAGGAUGAAGGUGACUCUGGAAGAUGGCAAACAGGAUCCAGUUGCUUAUCGUAUAAAAAUGCGGCCCCAUCAUCAAACCAAAAACGAGUGGUGUAUUUAUCCAACAUACGACUACACUCACUGCUUGUGUGAUUCCAUUGAGAAUAUUACACAUUCCUUGUGUACAAAGGAAUUUCAGUCUCGUCGGUCUUCUUACUACUGGCUGUGUAACGCUUUGGACAUCUACUGUCCUGUUCAGUGGGAAUACGGCCGACUGAACUUCAACUAUACUGUUGUCUCGAAACGGAAGAUCCUCAAGCUAGUCUCUGCGGGAAUAGUCGCCGACUGGGACGACCCUCGUCUCUUCACUCUCACGGCUCUGCGUCGACGGGGCUUUCCUCCCGAAGCCAUCAACCGGUUCUGCGAGAUUAUCGGCGUGACAAUGAGUCAAACCGUCCUGGAUCCGUCAUCCCUUGAAGCUUGCGUUCGUGACUAUUUGAACAAGCACGCUCCUCGUCGAAUGUGUGUCGAGGAACCUCUGAAAUUGAGCAUUGACAACUGGAAGGAUCUUUAUGGCGAUCGAAAAUCCAUUGAAGCAAGUGUGUCAGUUCCGGACUUCCCCGCAGAGGAAAAUAGUGCAAUGCGUCAGGUUGUUCUCACCCCUGAAGUGUUCAUCGAGCAGUCCGAUUUUCUGGAGGAGACACGACCGGGUUUCCGUCGUUUGACACCCACACAACCUGUAGGCAUACGGUACGCUGGCAUCAUUCUUUCCGUCAAGGAAGUUCACAAGGAUGCGAAUUCUAAGAUUACAAGCAUUACCGUGGUCGGAACCCCGGUAUCGGCGGAGAACAAACCCAAAGCCUUUAUUCACUGGGUCUCAAACCCCGUGCAUUGCGAACUUCGUCUCUACGAAAGAUUAUUCAACGAGAAGAAUCCGGAGGACUGCCCUGGUGGUUUCAUGGCAGCCAUCAACCCGAAAUCGUUGACUGUGGCUUCUGAAGCUGUGGUUGAGCAGUCAGUGAAGGACGCCAAGGUGUAUGACCGCUUUCAGUUCGAACGGAUCGGUUUCUUUACAGUUGACCAAGACAGCCAGCCUGGCAAGGUAAGACCCAUCGCUCAUUCCUCACAUGAUUAA
Mesocestoides corti is the source of this 1671-nucleotide messenger RNA. The record is from the annotation of a GenBank genome assembly. Lineage: Eukaryota; Metazoa; Platyhelminthes; Cestoda; Cyclophyllidea; Mesocestoididae.